AUGUUGACUCGAGACUGGAACAACACGUGUAAGCUAUUUCAACCAGCUGCUCUCCUAACAUACUCCAUUGCCACGAUACCUUGUCUUUUGUAUCGCUCUUACACUGUUGAAUAUCUCCAUAUUUCGCCGGAUCGUUAUGUUCGAGCAUUGAUCUUCAAGGCUGCUGGUGUUGGGAAGGGGAGAGCUCUCAGGCCACUUCAUGUGAACUUUCACUCAGGUGCAUUCAUGGGUGGCUUGCCGGAGGGCCAUGCAUAUUUCGAUCAGCUGGUAUCAGAACAGACAGGGGCCGUUGUUGUUGAUGUUGACUAUCGUGUGGCGCCAGAACAUGUUUUCCCUGCGGCUAUUGACGAUGCUAAUGCAACGAUCAAGUGGUUACAAGAGAACGCCGAAGAACGCUGGGGCGCAGAUCCAACUUUAAUGACCACGAGUGGUUUUUCAGCAGGAGGAAACUUAGCUUUUGCAGUCACUCAGCAGAGAAGCUGUCAGGCACCAUCCCCUACUGCUAUAAAGGCCAUCGCAACUUUCUACGCUGUUAUUGACUUCCGUCUAAGUCCCUGGGAGAAACCGCAUGCAGACAACAUGCCCAAGAAUGACCCUGCGAAAAUAUUUCUGCCCCUUUUCGACGCAUACGCAGCACCUGCUAGAUCAAAACACUUUGGAGACCCAAGACUUAGUCCUGUGCUUUCAGAAAAGGAAACGUUGCCAGAACGGAUUCUCCUUGUCGUUCCUGGUAUCGAUAUUCUCGUUACAGAACAGACAGAGUUCGCAGAGCGAAUCAAUAAAGAGGAUGGCGAAAAAGAAGUUCAAAGAGUGGAAAUUUGGUAUGAGAAAGAUCUAUUCCAUGGAUACUUGGAAGUUCCUGAUAUCGUGGUUAAGCGGGAUGUUAAGCAUCGUGCUUACGACAAAGCUAUUCAAGUCCUCCGGGAGACUCAUGAGAAGUAUAACUGGACUUGGAACGUCUAGCUUUCAUCAUACAAAUAUUUCAGGAACGUGUCUGAAUGACUUGAC
Messenger RNA from Fusarium oxysporum Fo47, 1008 nucleotides. RefSeq names its product Alpha/Beta hydrolase protein. Gene Ontology annotation, molecular function: hydrolase activity. The record is from RefSeq and is a predicted model, not a curated record. The transcript is spliced from 3 exons. NCBI's taxonomy places the organism in Eukaryota, Fungi, Ascomycota, Sordariomycetes, Hypocreales, Nectriaceae. Bases 1 to 963 code for a protein of 320 amino acids.